GUAAACAUGCAGCUCUAAGUCAUUUAUUUUCACUUGUACAAAACCAACAUUUGUUAAUCAGAAUGUAUAACUACACUGCAGCUCGGCACAACCCUGCUGAUACACUAUUUUUUGCACAUUGUGUGACUUAAAAUGUGAAUAAACAUUUAUAAUCAAAAUUAAUAAUUAAAUGACAUCAUGGUGGGCAUUGUACAUCUAGUAAGAAAAAAGAAUAUUAUAUGGGGAAAGUUUAGUUUAAAUGUGUUGUAGAACUAUUACUGUUACUUUGUUGACAUAAGAUCAAAUAUUUUGGUAUGAAAAGCUGCAUUUUUUAUUUAACUAAGUAUCCUGUAUCAUAACUACAUGUCUGACGAUUGUAACAAACCAAACCGCAUGAAAAUCGGUUGAGAAUUCAGCGAGUGAUGAUUUUAAUCAUAAAUAGUCUCCUGCCUCAAUAGACAUACAUGCAUUAGGCAACUUAAAAUCUGUAUUUGAACACAGUUUAUGUGGUGCUGGAUUGUGAUAUGAUGCUUGAUCUGAUGCUUGGAGUGACUGCUGGACUUUGGUCUGAAUAUGCCUUGAAUACUUGUUUUUCCUUUUAUUUUCUAUUUUCUUUCUUUUUUUAAAAAAAAAAUCCUUUCUGUGUCAUGACCCCCUGGCUUAUUUUGUUGAAUGCAUUCUGAAUUUGCACGAUGGCUACUAUGUGCAUUUGUAAAUGAUGUGUAACAUGUUUAAUAAAAAAUAAAUAAAAAUACAUGCAGCGCGGCUCCACCUGGGCAAGAUGGCGGCCGCGUUGACGUAGCCGUUUGAAUGCGGCAUCUACGUAUAUGCGUCAUGGCCAGUGAGCUGUCGUAAAGUGACGCAGCUGUCGUGAUACGCUUGUGCUGCUUUGAACUUAAAACAAGUUAAAUGUCGAAGUCCUGUUUACUUAACGUCAAGACAGUUGAGUAUCACUGUUUUUUUUUUUUUUUUUUAACAAAACUGGCGACGUAAUCAUCAGCGAAGAUUGUUCCAGUUCAAGCUUGGCAGGGGUGUAUGUGGAGUCUGAUGAUGGGUUUCUGGCAGCCGGUGACCAACCUUAGAGAUUAUAUAUCCCACAAUCCUCCAGGGGCUACAUUUUUCCUGUGUCUGUUGACCUUGGCUAUCUCCUUCAUCUGCCUCAGCUCCUAUAGCUUCACUCACACUCUGCCUAACCCUGACAUAGAAAAGGACUGGAACCAUCUGCUGUCAUCCUUAUCUCAGUUUCAACUGUGUGUGAAAGCUAAUACAAAUACAUCUGAGCUUGUAAUGCCAGUCCCCUCUCCUGUGAUGGAUAGAAACGCUUUAGUUAACCCCUCAAAGACACCUUCUCUCACCACUUUGCGUCUCAAGGUUCCCCUGACUGUGACUGCAGACUCAAACAGUGGCUCUCUGAGUGAUCUUAGUUUGCACACUGCCUUGAACGCAAGUCAGUUAAAUCUUGGAGGCAAUGAGGUUGUUAAAGUAACUCUAGAGUUUUUGUCUGGAAAUGAUACCUACACUUGCCUCACCAUAAGUGCCCCAACACACCACCUGCCUAUGAGUCUACUUCCACCAGAGUGCCCAGCAUCUGAGACAAACAUUUCACCCAUCCAUGUAGAAGCGAGCAACAAGCCGUCGACAGCAUCACAAACCUGCUACAGUCUACAAUCCAAGAAUGAUCCAACACUCACAGUCAUGUUAACACAGGAGGAGCAGAGCAUUGCUGUGCGACAUCAGCUGGAAGUCAGUGUGUGUCUGCUCGGAGUUUGUUUGAUACUCUGUGUAGCUGUGAGUCUGACGCAUUCAGUCACACGCCGCUCCCACUGGAAUGGUCUGGAUCUACAAAAUGAGUCCUUGAUUGGCACCUGAACAUUUUUCAUCCUCUGCAUCCUAAAGAAAUCAGUUGAUGGUGGUGGUCAAGAGAGAGGAGCGAUAUGUGUCACUAUCUUUUAAAGGGACAUCUCGCAGAUUUUACAAGAAAAACCAGUUUGCACAUCAUGCCGAGUACGACUUGGCCUGUGAAAACAGUUGUUUGAUGUCCUCUGUGGCUCUGAAGGGAGCUUGUUAAAGCCUGAAGGUUAUCUCCACUUGUGUUUGGAGAAUAGAUAUUUAUGUUGCAUCCAGCAAAGUGAAUAUAUUUAAGCUAACAUUUUGAAUCCGUCUCUUACAAGUUUCCCAACUUUGUGAAAGUGCAAUUCUUUAUCAGAGCAUUCCUGUUAUAGGAGAUUGAAAUAUUUUACAGUAUCCAAGUGAGAAACAUGGUUGUGAUAAAGAAGGAGUAUAUUUUGUCAUGGGACCACGGUGUAAUGGGAACAACUCUUCAAUGACUGGUUAUACAUUUACUAUUCAGUACGGUUUGUGCAGUACAUGUCAUGUUAAUUUCAGUUCCCACAUUUCCCACAUUUAUUGGUUGUAUUCAGCCGUGUGAGAGCUGAACAUGUUAACUGUUUCUUCCAUUCAAAACGGUGAUUUUUUUUUUUUUUUUUUUUUUUACUGUGAAGGUAGUGGUAUUAUAUACUGUUUCCAUGUCAGCAGGUGUGUUUGCUUUUUAUCUUUUACUGAAUUUAAGUUAUAUGAGCAUACUGGGCUACUUUUAAUUUACAUGUCUGACAUUGAAAGUUAAUUGAAUCCAGAUGCCAAAUCAACAGACCCACCUGUACUCUUGCAUCCUCCUACAAUGUGUUACAUCACUUGCAUAGCAGCAGAAACUUUUAAAAGUGUGUUUAAGAAACACCCAAAUGCCUCUUGCUUGAAUUUCAAAGCAACCAAAAGUGUUUAUGUGAGGAGAAGAAGAAGAGGGAUGUAACAUCUGCUGCUAUGAUACAAGCCAUUUGUAAUGUCGGUUUAAUGACAAAGAGUAUUAGGACACUAAGCACAGUAAAGUGAGUCUAUGUCCAAUAGAUUCUCUGAGUCUAGGAGCUCAUGAUUGCAUCCUGCUUUCCAAACACUAUUUUCCUAGUUUUAGCUAGAUGGAAAAUUUUUAUAGUGACUGGGAAGUUAUGGAACUCUACACCGAGUGUCUUUUGUGUAAGUAACGAACACUGGUUAAAUUUGUGGUUCUGCCAAAUGAAGGAAAGCUUGUGAUGUAAGCCUUUAGGCUUGGCUUGAUGCACUCACACAAAAUAAUGGUAUUAACUAACUUUUGCAGUUACUCGUCUAAAUGACAAUGAACUUAAAAAAAAAAAAAAACUAACAACCUUGGCUACACUACUAAAUUUCCUCUCUGGGGAUCAACAAAGCUUUAUCUUUAUCAUAUUCGUACGUUUUUCUUGGAGCCCAAGACCAGCAAAGGAAGAGGGGCAUCAAAUUUAGAGCUAUGACUUUUGAGUUUUAGUUUUAAUGUUUCUCUAAAGAGACCAGAAAAUGUUAGGUAUACCAUGCCUUACAUUACUGUUAAGCAUUUUUUAUAUUGUUGAUUAUUUACCCACAGAGACUUUUAAAAUGUCUUUAAAUCUCUUACUGUAAACAUUAUGCCUGUUUCAUCAAUGUCAAAAUUACCUCAUUGUGUAGAAAUAAGGAAAAGGGAGAGGACACACUGCCAAAAAUGUCUGUAAUGUCAAUUAUUAUCAGGUGACAAAUACACAAUAAAACAUUUUCUCCUGUAAA
Molecule: messenger RNA, 3585 nt
Organism: Epinephelus lanceolatus (giant grouper)
Lineage: Eukaryota; Metazoa; Chordata; Actinopteri; Perciformes; Serranidae
Product: transmembrane protein 248
Source: RefSeq, a predicted model, not a curated record